Triticum dicoccoides is the source of this 486-nucleotide messenger RNA. RefSeq names its product non-specific lipid-transfer protein 2P-like. Gene Ontology annotation, biological process: lipid transport. The transcript has a single exon. NCBI's taxonomy places the organism in Eukaryota, Viridiplantae, Streptophyta, Magnoliopsida, Poales, Poaceae. The record is from RefSeq and is a predicted model, not a curated record. Bases 54 to 323 code for a protein of 89 amino acids.
UGCGAGAGCGAGCGUGUGGUGUGAGUAGAUCGACGACGACGACAGAGACAGACAUGGCGAUGAGGAAGGAGGCAGUGGUGGCCGUGAUGCUAAUGCUGGUGGUGCUGGCCCCAGGCAAGGCGUGCGAGGUGACGCAGCUGGCGGUGUGCGCGUCGGCGAUCCUGGGCGGGACGAAGCCCAGCGGCGAGUGCUGCGGCAACCUGCGGGCGCAGCAGGGGUGCUUCUGCCAGUACGUCAAGGACCCCAACUACGGGCACUACGUCAACAGCCCCCACGCCCGCGAGACACUCCAGACCUGCGGCAUCGCCCUCCCGCACUGCUAGGCCUCCUAGCCGGCCGAGUGUACUCAGCCAGGCUAGCUUAGCUACCUCCAUGAGUCUAUCUAUAACUAGCCUCGCUGAGUAAGUGGAUGUGGUACGCAAGUACUCACUCGUAUGUUGGAAUAAAACGAAGGCGAUCUACGGUGCCAGGCUGCUGGCCAGUAAA